AUGCUGAAAAAAAUAAUACGCAAGUCCCCGAGGAAACGCACCCGCACUCAGUCAAUAUCACCCACACGGCGCUGGCUUACAAGAUCGAUGGCUGACCUGUUCGUCCACAGGCCCGACGUUGUGAGUGAAGCUAGCCCAAGAAGCAUGGCUGUAAGAAAGGCUCAAGGCUCUGGCGCUGAGUCCUGUACUCGGCUCAACGGGGUGUCUAAUGGUAAUGGAACUCGAGGUGAAGGCUGGAUGGCUCAGUAUGACUGCGUUGGGCCACUGGAGGCUGCUGCAAGAAGACGGAAUCCAGAAAUCGAUUCAUCAAGCCCCUGUCUCACAGAUCAGCUUCAUGCUUUCACUGGACGGACGUCUGAAGAAACAAAGAAACCAAAACCAUGGUCGUUACGGAGUUCUUCGAGAAAUGUGACGCUCUCAGCUCCGAAAGAGUUCUUUGACGCAGCAGAUAAGGACAUUGAGGGAACUAUCACGACGUAUGACGAGCUACGGAAGGCACUCAAGGACCACGAAGAUGCACUUUCGUUUGAGAAUACCUGCAGGAUCAACGCUUCGGUGCUCGAGAUCAAGGCCAACGCUAAGCUUCAGGCUCUCAAAAAGGACGACAUCGAACGCUAUUACACGCCAGCUCCGCCCAGGCAGGGGUUUCAGGGCCAGGAGCAUCCUCGUUUCUACGGAGAUCAUUUCCUUUCCAACAUCGACUUAAUUCAACAAACCCAACUUUUCAGUCUCUUCCGCGCCAUGCCCAAAGGCGCUCAUCUUCAUAUUCACUUCAACGCUAACCUAUUACCAAAUUUUUUACUUGAUAUUGCGAAGGAGAUGACCCGCAUGUAUAUUUGGUGCAACAUGCCACUGGUGAAUGACAAGGGGCAGGUAGACCGGACCGCUUUGGAUCGGUGCCGGGUACAAUUCAGUAUUAUGAACGAAGCGGCAGUGAAGGAGCGAGGCGAGGGCAAUAUUUUUGAUGCCGCUUACCAAAACAGGACUGUGAUGCAGUUCUCUAGGUUUCGGGAAGAAUUCCGCCGGAGGUACGCCCAGGAGGACGUUGACAGAGUUGAUAAAUGGCUACAAAACAAGCUGGUCUUUGAAGAAGAGGAGGCCCACGGUUUGCUUCAAACAGCAAAAGGGGCAUGGGAAAAGUUCAACGCGAGAACGCAAAUGAUGAAGGGCCUCUUCAACUAUAAAAGUGCAUACGCAAGAUAUACACGCCAUUGCUUAGAGGAGUUCGCCGAUGACAACAUCCAGUACGCCGAGAUCCGUGUGAAUUUCAUGUCGACAAACCAAGUAUGGGAAGAUGACGGGUCCAAAAAACUUGACAACGAAGGAAUCACAGAUCUGAUUAUCGAUCAAUACGAGAAAUUCCAACGCCAGCAUCAAGGAAAAGUGGUUCAGGGGCUCAAGAUCAUCUAUUGCACGCCACGGUCAUUCGACACCGAGCAGGUGGAAGAGUCGCUUCACGAGUGUCUCGAGUUCAAGCUCAAAGAGAAGUACUCAAACUACAUUGCCGGUUUUGACUUGGUUGGCGAAGAAGGCAAAGGUCACCCCUUACAUUAUUUCACAAAGCAGCUGCUUCGAUUCCAGAAAGCCUGUCGCCUAGCAGGAACCUCCAUACCGCUUCUGUUACACUGCGGUGAGACUCUGGAUCAUGGCGAUGAGACGGACAGAAACCUGCUCGAUGCUCUCCUGCUCGGGUCCAAGCGGAUCGGCCACGGGUUUGCCCUGCCGCGGCAUCCUUUUAUUAUGGAGCAGAUGAAACAGCACAACAUCUGUGUGGAAGUGUGCCCAAUAUCGAACGAGAUACUGGGACUCACGCCGAGAAUAAGCGGGCACUCUGUGUACAACCUGCUGGCUAAUAAUGUCCACUGCACUCACUCGUGCAUGGAUGCAAAGGAGAGGGAAAAGGUGCAUACCGCUUGGCUCCACAUGUGGGAGAAGUUUUGUCUGAGGAUUGUCAAGGGUGAAUUUGACCAACCGCAACAGCGAAGAGACGGCGAGGCUACCUUGGGGGUGGCUGGAAACGAGAAAAAGACAGCUGCUAUGCCCGGCCCAUGA
Podospora anserina S mat+ is the source of this 2052-nucleotide messenger RNA. RefSeq lists its product as uncharacterized. Lineage: Eukaryota; Fungi; Ascomycota; Sordariomycetes; Sordariales; Podosporaceae. Bases 1 to 2052 code for a protein of 683 amino acids. The transcript is spliced from 3 exons. Gene Ontology annotation, biological process: inosine biosynthetic process; adenosine catabolic process. Gene Ontology annotation, molecular function: adenosine deaminase activity. The record is from RefSeq and is a predicted model, not a curated record.